Messenger RNA from Caenorhabditis remanei, 561 nucleotides. RefSeq lists its product as uncharacterized. Lineage: Eukaryota; Metazoa; Nematoda; Chromadorea; Rhabditida; Rhabditidae. The transcript is spliced from 5 exons. The coding region runs from base 1 to 561 and encodes 186 amino acids. Gene Ontology annotation, molecular function: N-acetyltransferase activity. The record is from RefSeq and is a predicted model, not a curated record.
AUGCUAUCCAAAGUGCUUCCAAAAUCUCAAAUUCUAUUCCGAGUUGCACAACCAAAAGACAAAGAGAAAAUAAUCAGAUUCUUAGAUAAUCACUUUGCCAAAGAGGAGCCGUGUGCAAGAGCUCUUAAACUGACACCUGAAACAUCACGUGGCAUAUUCUCAACUACAGCAACACGAUGUCUCAACUUUCCGUUUUCUACUGUAGUCCUCCAGGAAAACGGAGAUAUAAUUGGAUGUCUUCUCGCUUCUGUAUGGAGUAGAAAUGAUCCGAUUGAGAAAGCUGAUUUUGAUGCAGCGGGGGUUCCGGAGAACAUUCGAUUGUUUAUUCAAUUUCUGAAUAAUGCUCAUGCUAAAUUUUGGAAAGUUGCUCCACCGCAUAUUAACUCUGUCAUCCACAGAGAAAUUGGCAGCGUUGCUCCAGAAUUCACAAGGAGAGGAAUUGCAACCAGAAUGAAAUAUAACAUUGGUGGGGUUAUCUCGGAGACUUCAUCUCUAGCCAACCAGAUUGUUCUUGAGAAUGCUGGAUUCAGAGUACAUCUAUUAUUCGAGUGUGAAUUGUGA